Messenger RNA from Pygocentrus nattereri (red-bellied piranha), 1090 nucleotides. RefSeq names its product NECAP endocytosis associated 2 (gene necap2). Gene Ontology annotation, biological process: endocytosis. Gene Ontology annotation, cellular component: membrane; clathrin vesicle coat. The transcript has 8 exons. Lineage: Eukaryota; Metazoa; Chordata; Actinopteri; Characiformes; Serrasalmidae. The coding region runs from base 176 to 958 and encodes 260 amino acids. The record is from RefSeq and is a predicted model, not a curated record.
CAGAUGAUUUUAAUGCCGAACUCGUGCCGGUACCGUUUCUACCUGGUCGCGGUGAGUUUCUGGGCUGGACUUUUACGGGCGGAAGCGCGCCGUCCGCCUCCCUCUGUCGCCACAGCCGCAGACUCGGAGUCACAGGUGACUUUUAUUCACUGACUCGAGGUUUGAGGCUGAAGGAAUGGCAGACGACACGUACGAGUCUGUGCUGUGCGUUAAACCGGAGGUCCAUGUUUACCGGAUCCCCCCGAGAGCGACAAACCGCGGAUACCGGGCGUCGGAGUGGAAGCUGGACGAACCGGCCUGGAGCGGCCGAAUGAAAAUCACAGCGAAGGCCAAGAUUGCGUACAUCAAACUCGAGGACAAGAACACAGGUGAGCUGUUUGCACAGGCUCCAGUAGAACAGUACCCCGGUUCUGCGGUGGAAGCAGUAACAGACUCCAGCCGGUAUUUUGUGAUCAGGAUAGACGACGGUAACGGCCGGCAUGCGUUUAUCGGGAUUGGCUUCGCUGACCGUGGUGACUCCUUUGAUUUCAACGUGGCAUUGCAGGACCAUUUCAAGUGGGUAAAGCAGGAGAGUGAGCUGGCUAAGCAGGAGGCCAAUCAGAGUGCGGCUCCCAAACUGGACCUGGGCUUUAAAGAGGGACAGACCAUUAAGAUCAGCUUGGGGAACAUAAAGAAGAAGGAUGCUGCAGCGGGUGCUAGGUCUCGUCCUGGUGCCAGUGGUCUGCUUCCCCCUCCCCCGGGUAGUAAAGGGGGAAUCCUUCCGCCCCCGGGCACCCUGCAGCCCUCCCAAAGCCCACCUGCAGCAGCAUCGGCCCAGCCAAACACAGGACUGUUGUUGGAUUUUGGGGCGUCGUCGGCGGCCCCCACGCAGCCCUCCCAGGACAUGUGGGGGGAUUUCACUGCUGCUGGAUCAGGCACUACUCAGGAAGCUGUGAAACCUGGCUGGGUGCAGUUCUAAAUGACUGAAGGGAACACGCGCACACACACACACACACACACACACACAGGCUGGACAGAAACACUGAAUCAGAUCACAUUUUUUUCCUCUUUCUCUUCUCCUGUUUUCUCUUGUCUUCUCUUUCUUGUCUUU